Molecule: messenger RNA, 1632 nt
Organism: Peniophora sp. CBMAI 1063
Lineage: Eukaryota; Fungi; Basidiomycota; Agaricomycetes; Russulales; Peniophoraceae
Source: the annotation of a GenBank genome assembly
AUGUCCGCCAUCGCCAAAUUGUCGGACGACGACCUUAUUCUCAUAUUUUUGCAUUUCCCCGUUCCGGCUCCCCAGCCCGAUACGCAAGCCCAAGAUCGUCUUGUCUCUGACGACGGCCGACCAUCCGAUGCCGCUGAUCUGACAUGGCUCAGCAUCUCGCACGUAUGUCGACGCUGGCGGUCGAUCUCACUCUCGUGUUCAGCCAUAUGGUCGACCAUAUCGUUCACCCCGCCCGAAUCAACUUCCGCGUUCUUGGGCAGAGCCCGCGAUGCUCCCCUUGACGUCUAUGCUCACUGGCGCCCUGGAUCAAACGGAGAUCUCAUGGACCUCGCUGUCACCGAGGUGAUGAGCCAUCUAGACCACAUUCGCCGCCUCUCCAUGGAAGGGACUACCCAUAGCCGCUUAUGGGCUGUUCAUCUUCCGCUGUUCGCAUCUCGACAAGCACCAUUGCUCGAGGAAUUGCGUCUCACUACCAUAGGAUCAUCUCGCGAACUCGUUCUUCUUCCAGACUACAUGUUUGAAGACGACAUGAGGCGCUUGCGUCGAGUCACAAUUUCUGGACCGUUCAGCUUCAGCUUUCGCAACAACAUCUUCUCCGCCCAAUUGACCCACCUUACUUUGUCACAUAUCAAUCGCAACCGUCGAUCGGCCACCGCCGAACUAUUCGAACUCUUAUCCCGAUGUCCUCUGGAGACCUUGUCGCUGACGGCUUCUCUGCCGUCCGAUCUCAGACCUUUAGGUCUGCGAGGGUUCCCGGAUCUCACCGAGGACAAAGUGCACCUCUCAAGCCUGAAGUACUGCUUGAUCGAGGACGGGGAUGCGAAACUGGCGAGCUUCAUACGCCGCGUAGAGUUACCCCAGGCAUGCGACGUAUUUCUUUACAUAGGCGUCCGCGAUCCUAUCCAAGACACCACGGGGAUAAUGCCAGAGAUCAUCAUCACAUCGGAAGCGAUAAAAGGUCUCUGCGAGUUGCGCAACGAGUUACAGCGGCCCACAUUGCAUUUUGUACAGGAGUCAGGCUCGCGAUGCCUGUGGACAUGGAGCGGAGAGCUUCCAGAGCACUCAGGAUCGCACCCGACAAUCGAGGUGUCGAUGGGCGGCACAUCCGAUCUGCACGCCGUUCAUGAAAACCUUGGGGGAGGAGGUUCAAUAGGUGACACCCUGGGCUCGCUCUUCCUACUUGCCACACUCCAGACGUUCCCUCUACAAAGCGUGCGCGCGCUACAUGUCAGCGUACGGACGGCCUGUCCCGACUCGAUGUGGAUUGCGCUGGCCAUGCUCCCAGCCCUUGAAGAUAUUUCCGUCUGUGGCCCUUCUGUACCGGGUUUCACGAAGUACUUGAUGGACUACGCCGUGUACGCUGGUAUGCUUGCUUGUCUCGAAAGGUUAACCCUUGAGCAUGCGGAUUUAUCGUCGGUUUUCAACGGCAAAGUCGCUGCGGCCAUGCUUGAAACAACCAUCAUUCAGCGAGGAGCGCGUAAUGCGUCUGUGCCUCGGGUCACCUUACGACAUUGCCAGGCCAAUCCAGAGCAUCUAGCUCUGCUUGAAGCGGCAAGUGGGAGGAUACGCAAGAGUAGCUUCGCUUCAGGUCAGCUGCGAGCGGAAGCUUCUGAAGGCACGGCGAUAUUAUGA